AACAUUAGCCGGACAGCCUGAUCAAAAAAGUUGUAAAUUUGUAAAAAUAAACGAGGAAUAUUACAAGUAGAAUUAGAAUUAUUUAAAAACAGAUAAGUCUAUUUGGACAUUGAUAUUAUGAGUGGUUCACCUGCUGACUGGAAAAAGGCCGAGACUUUGGCUGGAGUUCCUUAUUAUAUAAAUCAUGUUAAAGAAACGACACAAUGGGACCAUCCUGAACUUACUCAACUUAAGAAAAAAAUGACUCUUACUGAUUACAUUAAAUAUGGAGCAUAUCGUACAGCAGUAAAGUUAAGGCAGAUUCAAAAAAAGAUUCAAGUUGAUUCUGUAUAUUUGUCUGCAAUAAGAGGAGCUAUGAAUAAUCUUGGUUAUGAAGAGGAAUUUACAGAAGAUAAAAUAAAUGUUGCAGAGCUUCAAAGUAUUUUAUAUGAAAUAUUCCAGAAUGAGUUUGAUAGAGGCAAUGAUGUUGUUGUAAAUGAUGCAGUAGAGUUAACUCUCAACUGGCUAUUGAGUGUGUAUGAUCAAGCACGAAGUGGUUUGGUACGGAUUAUAUCGGUGAAAUUAGGUCUUUGUUGUUUGUCAGCAGCAAGUGUUCAAGAAAAGUACAAAUUUUUUUUUGAUCAAAUUGCUUAUAGCAAGGGAUUCAUCGACAAGAAACGGCUUCGUUUAUUUACAAAAGAUGUUUUACAGAUAUUAAAAUAUAUCAAAGAAUAUCAUUGUUUUGGAAGAUUUGGUAUUGAGCCCACCGUGAAUAGCUGUUUUGAUCGGGCUUUUGUCCCUGAAAGGAUUACUUUUAAAGAGUUUUUGGAUUGGAUGAUUGAUGAGCCCCAAACUUUGGUUUGGUUACCCACUUUGCAUCGACUUGCAUUGUCAGAAACAGUGAAACAUGAAGGAAAGUGUAACAUUUGCAAAAUGUUUCCCAUUGUUGGUUUCAGGUACCGUUGUUUAAAAUGCUUUAACUUCGACAUAUGUCAGAACUGUUUUUGGUCCGCUCGUGUUGCUAAAAAUCAUAAAGUUCAUCAUCAAAUGCAAGAAUACUGUUUACCUGCUACUCAAAAGGAAGAUCUUAAGGAUUUCACAAAAGUUUUUAAAACAAAAUUUUUGAAAAAAAAGAAAGAGAAAAAUACGUCAGGGUUACGAUAUUUGCCCAUUACUUGUGAUGAAUUCUCUGAUAGUUCUGAAACAUCUGAUGAAUGGUCAGACGAGGUGGAUGGUUUUGACAGCGAAAGCGAGACGUGUUUUGGAUCAUAUGAAAUGACAGCUGAGAGACACAAUGAACAUGACAUGACGACUUUCAAUUCAUCGCGUUUAAAGGAAAAUUCUCCUCCAACGACCAGCACACCAUUGCCGACAUCCUGCUUGGAUAACAAUCAAGUAAAAGAAAUGGAAGAAAUUGUUCAAAGCUUAGAGAAUGACAACAAAUACUUGCGAGGAAAGAUUAUGGCAAUACAACAAGAGUUUGAUAGUCGUCAUUAUUCUCUUCAGUCAAUGGAGACUGUAAGUAGGAAAGAAAUUGAUGAAUAUAAUGAGCGUCUCGAAGCCAAACAAGAAGUUUUAAAUGAUCAUAAUCGCCGUCUUCAACAGCAAUUGGAUAAACUCCGUCACUUAUUGCAUCAGCAGAAUGCAGCAAGUGCAGAAAAUAUUUCCAAUGAGAGUCAGCGUUAUUUACCUAUGUCCAAUAUUCCUAAUAAACCAACUCCGUUGCCAAAAUUUCACGAUGCUCAGUAUUCGUUCUUUGCCCAAUCAGCAGGGCACAAUGGCACUUUCCAGUCAUUAUCCAAACCUAAAGUUUUACGAUCUGUUAAUGAAGAAUUACGCAAGUACGGCGACAAUGAGACUCGUACAAGUGAUGAUCAUAGCACUUCAUUAUCGUCGGAUGAAGAUCUUCGAGAAAUUAAGGUUGAACUGGAGGAAAUACUUGAGAUGUCUUCUUCUGUCUGAGAUUUUCCUAUGAGAGAUAACUCUGAUUGGAGCCAUUUAAAAUACACAUUUACGAAUGACGAAGAAGAAGUUUAGAACUGCAGGCUUUGUUUAAAAACAACUUCUCUACUGAACGCCUUAAGAAUUGAAGAAGAUAAGUUUUGAGAAUUUUAAAACCUAAAUUUAAAGCUAAAAUGUAAAUUUAUUUUUCUUGAUAAUUAUUUAGUUAAGUAAAAAGUUAUCUUGCCGUGCAUGUGAAGACUUUUGAGCAUCACGGAAACUCCAUGAAAUAAAUAUUAUAUUGUUAUUUACAUGAAUGGGUGGAGUAGCAGUUGAGCAUUGUCUAAUUGUAAGGAUGUGUGAAAAGGGGUUAAGUGAUGAAUUAAGUCGUUUUUUUCUUUGUCGAUAACGUUGAUGUAUUCCUUAUGUAUAGCUAUACACGAACAUUCAAUUGUUAGAUAGAAUAGCUUGGAAUUUUGAUAAAGCGAUAAGAUAAAAUGAAGUAUAAUCUUCAGAAAGUCGUGCACUGCAUGACAAAGACGUUUAUUGUAGCAUUCUUAUACUAUUGAUUUUGAAUAAAACUUGUGUGGCCUUUAUUGCGGCAUCUUAAUGAGCAGUCUGGGAUGUAAUUAAAUUGGACGCUCUCAACACGCUUAUAUAAAGCGAGAGAUUUCGGCACACAUUUUAAUUAUGUUCGUUUCGUAGGUUGAACUGUAAGCAUAUUUUAAAAGUGGAGAAGAAUUAAUCAUGAAAGUUUGAGUCCAAUAUAUUAAAAAUAAUUUCUUAUCACGCACAUUUGGAUCAUAGGAUCGUGAAUUGACGGUGUGGUAUGAUGUAUUCUUUGGCUUUUAAAUUGCUUUUCACAAUGAUUCUGCUAUCACCAGUAGUGUAUGGUCUUUCGAACUACGUUCGUCAAACACGCCAUCGUUUAAGGAAAGAUUGUCCUAAGAAGAAUGAAAGAAAUUCUUUUUUAUGGACGUUGAGGAAGCAUCCUUCGGUGUACAUAUUUGGUAGUAUACAUCGUCAUAUCAUACCGCUAUGGCGAGAAGUGCCCAAAAAUGCGAGAAAAGCUUUUAGAACAAGCAAAAAAGUAUAUUUUGAAAUCGAUUUGACAAACCCUGAAGAUCUGACGUCAAUAGCGACUUGUCGUUAUUUCUCGGAUAAAAGGACCCUUAAAGAUCUUUUGCCACUUGAGCUUUUCAAUCGAAUUAGCAACUACUUAUCGUCGUUCCAAUCCCACCUACACCACUCAUUGAAGAAGCAAAGUAGUUUGACUUUGAAGGGGUUAAAUGCUGACAAGAUUUUUCAUGACAUGACGAGAUAUUGGCAGUAUCAAAGACCAAUAUGGCUUAUCAUGUUGUUGGCGUCUCUUCGUCUGGAAAAUGUCAUCUCCAGGUUUACACCUUCAUUAGACUCCGUCUUUUUUUUGAAAAGUUAUGCCAUGAAAAAGGAUAUUGGAUAUUUAGAAAAGCCUGAACAACAUUGUGGAUUGAACAACGUUAAUUCCUCUCAGGCAAUAAUUUAUCUGGAUGAAGUUUUGAAAAAGUUUAACCAUACUUCAAAGAUGGCAAUAAAUAUCGUGGAUAGUCUAACAUAUCAAUAUAUAUGUGGUAAUCUCACUGAUUAUUUGUUUUCAACGCAAAGGACGACGGGAAGUACAAAAGCACGUCAGCAAGAGCUACAAAACUUUGAAAACUCUCUAAAUUAUGAGUUGUUUGUACGAAGAAACAAGCGUAUGGCUCAAAAAAUAAUCGAAGAAAUAAAGUUUGAACGAGUUAAAAGAAAUCGAAAACUCUUUUUUAUCACUGGUGUUGGUCAUCUGCUUGGCAAAGGAAGUAUCAUUGAGAUUAUCAAAUCUGCAGGCUUGAAGCCAAUACAUCUUUCAGCUAAUGAUAAGCUAUCAAGACGAAAACGAAAACUGAGAAAAAAUUGGCGAAACAGAAAAACAGAGAAGUUUGUUCGUACCUCGUAUGGUAUAUAAAAGCUUCAAUCAGAAAAAAUGCUAAAAAAGAUACCUAAAAGACUGUCGAAUGAUGUUAUUUUAGAAUUAUUAUCUACCUUGGUUGCUUUGCUCUUGGCUUGAAAUCCUUCCUAUUUUACUCGUCAAUUUUGCUACCUGAGACAACUAUUGCCACCACGUAAUUGGUUACAAACGGUCUCUUUAAAUAAAAAAGCCACACACUUUCUUCUCAAAAUUUUAUUUAUAUUAUAGCUAAUUAUUAUGAGAAUUAUGUUUAUUUUCAAACUCUUAACCAUAUAGAUUAUGUAAUUCACAAAAUUUUCACGUACUGGAAAACCGGAAAGUGGAACAAGUACGUUGGCCUGUACUUACCUAGCCUGCAUCGCAGACUAUAUAUUUGUAAUUAUAUAUGAAUAACAUUUAGUCUGCAAUGUAGGCUAAUACUUAUCUACAAAUAAUCACUGCCACACUAGUUAAUUAAUUGCAAGUGGACUUGUUUGUUUUGAUUUCUUUCUGUUUGCGGAGGCUACUUUUUUGUUGGUAAUUACAAAUUUAUAUCCAUACUAUUCAAAAUUUUUUGAAGCAUAAUUUGUAACUUUUCCAAAACUAUUAAAGUUUCUAUAAUGAAA
Molecule: messenger RNA, 4509 nt
Organism: Xenia sp. Carnegie-2017
Lineage: Eukaryota; Metazoa; Cnidaria; Anthozoa; Malacalcyonacea; Xeniidae
Product: dystrophin-like
Exons: 26
Coding region: 118-1941 (607 amino acids)
Biological process (GO): synaptic signaling
Cellular component (GO): plasma membrane
Molecular function (GO): protein binding; zinc ion binding
Source: RefSeq, a predicted model, not a curated record